AUGCCGAAAAUUCUGGAUCUCGACGAUCUCGAUCGCUUCCUGGAGGAGGUUGUUGAAGAAGAAAGAAUCGCUAGUUGUUUGUCUUUCGAUCUAGCGCCCAAGAUGGAGCCUCGCGGAAAGCGUGUCACUUUUGACCAUCCUAACCUUGUGAGAUACCCUUCGAUCAAGCCUUCAGUUCCGAAGCCACCACCCAUCCGUCCACCUCCCACCGUUUUGUCUACCCAGGCCAUGAGAGAACUGACAUCGAGUGUCCGAGCUGCGAGGACACUGCAGUCGAACAACGAUCUGCGCAAAGCAGUUUCCGAACAAAUGCAAGAAGUCUUUCGCAGCGGCCACGUCACAAGAGUUACUUCGACUGAUUCUGGUUCGAGAAUCUGGUACCUCCCGUAUCACCCGGUUCAGCAUCCCAGCAAGCCCAACAAGGUUCGACUCGUCUACGACGCCGCUGGCCGCUUUAAAGGAAUGGCCAUUAAUGACAUCCUGUUGAAAGGGCCAGAUCUGACUACCCAAUUGCUUGCAGUGCUGCUUCGCUUUCGUGAGAGGAGGAUUGCCGUUACUGCUGACAUCGCCAGAAUGUUUUAUCAGGUUCUGGUGCGAGAAGGCGCCAGGCCGAUGUUUCGCUUUUUAUGGAGUGAGUCUGGGACUGAAAAUCCUAUCCAGGAGUACCAGAUGACGGUGCUCAUUUUCGGCGCCGUGUCUUCGCCAACGACUUGUAGCUUCACCAUUCAACGCCUCGAAAAGGAUGCACCCGUCCACCUGCAGGAAGUCGUGAGCCGGAUUCGCUCCGACCUGUAUGUGGAUAAUUUGUUGUCAUCGAUCGACGAAGUGGAAGACGGAGCGUCAACUUGCCGAAAACUCGUGGAAUUGCUUAGCCUAGGUGGCUUCAACCUCGUCCAGUUUCUCAGCUCCUCGCGUUUAUUGCUGGAUCGCUUGCCCUCCGCGUUUCGUCUUAUGCCGGAGCUCGAUUUGGACUUCCACAACUUGCCGACCGAACGGACGCUGGGUUAUCUAUGGAAUAGCGAUCGAGAUGAGUUCCUCUUCCGUUUCAAGCCGCCCAAAGAAGCCUAA
Molecule: messenger RNA, 1068 nt
Organism: Daphnia carinata
Lineage: Eukaryota; Metazoa; Arthropoda; Branchiopoda; Diplostraca; Daphniidae
Exons: 2
Coding region: 1-1068 (355 amino acids)
Source: RefSeq, a predicted model, not a curated record